UUUUACUCGUAUUUGAAAUUAUUUAUUCAUUAAUCUGGAUGACAGCAGCAGUGGGACAUUCCAUCUAAACAACAAUACGAUGGCGUCUGCCGUUGACAGUCCAGAGGUGCUGAACCUGACACGCCAGCACUUGAAAAAGGUUGAACCUGCUCCAGGAAACCUUCAUUACUCUAGCCUGCUACUGGAUCACAACGAUAUUGCUAGGUUGGAAAAUGUUGAAACUUAUUGUAGCCUCAUCAAGUUUUCAGCGUCCCACAAUCAGUUAGUCCGAAUGUAUGGCGUUGCUAGGCUGUACAGCCUAAGAGUUUUGAAUCUAUCGCACAACAACAUUGUCUCGAUAGAAGGUUUAAAGGACAUGAAGUACCUAUCCCACCUGAACCUCGGGGGUAACAACAUCAAAAACAUAGAGCACCUCAACGCCAACUUGCUCCUGGAGCACCUCGACCUAUCUGACAAUGCCAUUACGACGAUACCAGACCUUUCCAGCAUGAAGCUACUUCGUCGGCUACACUUGCAAUCGAAUCGCAUUAAAACACUUCAGUUUUGCGACAAAUUUCUACCAACCAGCCUAACGACCCUGACGUUGGCGGAGAAUUGCUUAACCGACCUGAACGAAGUCUCCCGGCUGGCCCACCUAGUCUACUUAGAAGUGUUCAGCAUAGCCGGAAAUCCCUGCUGCUCAUCUGGCGAUGUUUACCGGCCGUUCUUGCUCAAUUGGCUACCGGGCCUGAAAAUUCUGGACGAAACGCUGGUCAGCGCCAAGGAAAGUUUGGUAGCCGAAUGGCUUUUUUCACUGGGCAAAGGCCGACAGUUCAAAAUUGGCCAGCACGACGAAGUAAUGGCAUAUCUGAUCUCAAUCCGGCCCGAAAUUGGAGGCUUGACGAACGGAUCUCAAUCGGACGUGGAAGGCAGCUCUGGAAAACUCGACAAGAUACUCAAUUUGGCCCGUCAGAAUCAUUGCGAUUUACAGCUGGCCGUCUCUGCCACUUCUUCGCCAACCCCAACACGGCGGACGGUCCCGUCACCAGCUGUCAAGAAAACGGUUCCACUUCGAAAACAAACAUCACCCCCAAAAGACAAUACAUCGGCAAAAGCCAACAGGCCGUCCAAGUCGACUUAUGAAGAUGAUUUGAGCUUAGAGCCUAUGCCGGCCUUAAUGUACACAAGUUUGGACCCUUCGUCUACGAACUUGGCCCUCGAAAGAAGUUCCAGCGGCACAUUAAUGCCCGGCAAUCGUCCCGCCCGUCCUGUUUCUGCUCAGCAUUUCGGCACGGAGGACGAAGAAGGGCUGGAACUGGCCGGACAGUCGAGUCUGCGAAGAGCGGCCUCGGCUUCCCAGCAAACGCGUAAGCCGGUGUACAACCGUUCGACGUCGCACCAACCUCGCAAUACCAAGCCCGUCUCUAAAUUACCGAUGAGAAAGAGCGCGACGGAAAGAAGCGUCCUAAUGUCCGCUCCAUCACACGUGACGUCCAUCCCGAAAUUUUCUGAAACUCAGGCCGCCGUGGCCAUUCAAAAAGUGUGGCGAGGAUAUCAAACGCGCAAUUUAAACCCGGUCGUCGUCCGUUUGAAGGAUCACGUUCGAUUGAGCCGGACGGAAGAGCACGUCCAGCACCUCCAUCGCCAGCUAGCCCAGCCUAACUCAAUCAACGGCCCAGCUGUGAAGAACGUGGCAGAUUCGGACGAGUUUCUUCAAUUACGCGAGUCUCACGAUCGACUUCAACGUCAGGUCGAUGAUUUGCAACAAUCGCUGCAGCAAGUGCUGGACUGGAUGAACUCGUCCGCUCAACAGCCGGUGCCACGUCCUCGCACUCUGCCGUUAACCUCCAAAUCGGCGCCUAGCGCCCAGCAGCCAGUCGAGCAUUUCGCUCAGGGAAUGGCCGAUCGAUUGAUGCAGGCCGUUAGCGAACCCGUUUCACGUCAGGAACCACCGUCCUCAUCGACAGUCGUCGGCCUUUUACCCUGAACGGAUCGAAAACACAAUCGGCGGGAUUUGCUUUUUUUUUUUGUUUAAAUGAAAGUUCUAGUCAUUGAAGACCACCUCACACAUUACGAACAAACUUUGUAACGAGCUUUUGAGAAAUGGGCUGGAAUGGUUUUGUUUCUGUGUGUGCGUGUGUGUCUCGUCUCAUACAAAACCUUUCGGUCUCUACGUCACCUGAUUUCCACCCCGUCACAUUUUUUGCUUCUCAUUUUCAUUGUUGAUUCUACUUAUGAAUAAUUAGCUUUGGAAUUUUCUUCUCUCUUCAUUUUUUGUUUUGUCCUCUUCUUCACGUUUUCUCAGCAUCGCGUGUCUGCGUCAUAAUGAUGAUAUAUACAUAAUGCGUUCCGCCUGUU
Messenger RNA from Daphnia carinata, 2337 nucleotides. RefSeq names its product centrosomal protein of 97 kDa-like (gene Cep97). The coding region runs from base 80 to 1966 and encodes 628 amino acids. Gene Ontology annotation, molecular function: protein binding. NCBI's taxonomy places the organism in Eukaryota, Metazoa, Arthropoda, Branchiopoda, Diplostraca, Daphniidae. The record is from RefSeq and is a predicted model, not a curated record. The transcript has 3 exons.